Molecule: messenger RNA, 4056 nt
Organism: Symbiodinium sp. CCMP2592
Lineage: Eukaryota; Dinophyceae; Suessiales; Symbiodiniaceae
Source: the annotation of a GenBank genome assembly
AUGGGAAACUUCGGCAGCACGUGUAUGCGUGAUUGGGCUCGCACAGAUGAUGCCGAGCAGCCCUUGGUUAAACUGGUACCACUUCUUUGUCCUGGGACCGCCAACGCUACUUCCCAGGUUUCCAUCGAGCGGGUCGGAGCAAACGGGCAGGAUUCUGCAGAGCCUGCAGAUUCGAACAUCGAGCUGCCGGUCAAUGGCGGUCAGCAGAUUUUCUUUCAGCAAGGCAAUACUUCGUCUGGUUCCAAAUCCAGCUGGUCCGGCAAGGGGGAUCCUGCCAACGUGCCACCUGUACCAAAUUGGUUUCAGGUGUACGACAAGAGCAAGGCUUUGCCCAAGGAGUCGCCUCGUUUUGACGAGGUCUCGACGAUGGCAACUCCACGGGAGCAGGUCGGUGGUGAGUUUCGGACCCCAGGACCCACUCCCCGAAAGGAUUUCAAGGCUCCAGGUCUGGACGAGGGCAGGCGCGAAGGUGAAAUGCACUACGACGGCACCUACCUUGGAACCAUGAAGCACGGGCGAGGGCGCUUGAAAAUGCCCAACUACGUUUACGAGGGCGAGUUUCAGAACGAUCUGAAACACGGGAUCGGUAUCCUGUCGUGGGAUGAUGGCCGGCGAUACGAAGGGGGGUUCCAGCAGGGGCAGUUCCAUGGUGCAGCGGUCAUGCAAUGGCCGGAUGGUCGCCGAUACAUCGGACAGUAUUCAGAGGACAGAAAGCACGGGGAGGGUACCUUCUCGUGGCAGGAUGGCCGAAGAUACGAAGGACAGUGGGUAGCCGGCAAGCGGCAUGGAAUUGGAACCUACACCAAUGCGAAGGGUUUCACACGUCGUGGCACCUGGCAGCUGGACAGACCCAUCAAGUGGGAGGAGGGCACGGACGCCUUGGAGGAUGCCGUGAGUGAUUUAUGGACGAAGACGAAUGGACAGAGGACGCGUCUCCCGUGGGACAGUAGCUCUGUCGUUGGGCGAGUCAUGGCUGCCGACUUAUGCUUUUUGAACGUGUUCGAAAAGUCGCUGACUGCCAUGGUGAAGGGCAUCCGUGCCCACCGUGGAAAAGAGUCGGAAUACAUCAACACCUGUAUCACCGAGAUCAAGAACGAGGUUACCUCCAAAAACAUGGCGACCAAGUCCAUGGCUGUCCUGAAGCUUGCCUACCUAAACAUGCUGGGCUACGACAUGGGCUGGGCCACGUUUGCUGUGGUGGAGGUGAUGAGCACCAGCCGUUUUGCAACUAAGCGCCCGGGGUACCUGGCAUCCAGCAUAACCUUCACUGAGCAAACCGACGUGGGACUGCUGACCAUCAAUCUUUUCAAGAAGGACUUCGGUUCCAAAAGCGAGUAUCAGACUGGGAUGGCGAUCAAUUGCUUGAGCAAUAUCUGCUCCUCAGAGAUUUCCAGGGACAUCAUCACCGACCUGCUGUCUUUGUUGAGCUCGUCUCGUGCAUAUCUGAGAAAGAAGACCGUGCUUUGUCUCUACAGGAUCUUCCUUAAGGACCCUCCAGCCCUGCGAACUUGCUUUCCCAAGCUGAAGGAGCGCUUGCAUGACGAAGACCAGGGUGUGCUUACGGCAACCGUCAACACCUUCCUAGAGCUGGCGAGGAAGAAUGCAAGGAACUACUUGUCGCUGGUUCCGCAGCUGUACCACGUUCUGGUCAACACGUCCAAUAACUGGCUCUCAAUCAAGCUGCUGAAGGUGUUUCAGCUGCUUUCACCCCUGGAGCCUCGUCUUCCAGCCAAGUUGGUGGAGCCGCUGACAAACAUUCUCAAUACCACGAAGGCCCAAAGCGUGGAAUUCGAGGCCAUUCGCUGUGUGGUCCGGUCCAUGUCUGAAGGUACGGCAAUUGUUGCCUUGGCCAUAGAGAAGCUCCAGGCAUUUCUGAACUCCUCCGAUCGCAACUUAAGGUACCUUGCAUUGUCCUUGUUCAAGGAGGUUAUCGAAAAGUUCAAGGACAAAGCGCCUGUCAGCGACUUGCACGACAAGGUCCUCACCUCCAUCGAGGAAUCCGAUGUGACAGCUCGGCACAUUGCGCUCCUGCUGCUGGACAAGAUUGUUCAUCCAUCAAAUUUUCAGGAGGCCGUGCAGCGACUCCUCGAAUUCAGCAGGAAAUCUGCCCUCAACGACGAGUUCAUCGGAACCAUACUUCGUAUGGGCGUGAGAGAUCGCUAUGCACUUGUGGAGGACUUUGCGUGGUACUUGCUGAUUCUUGGUGAGAUCAGCAGGAACAUUGAUUCGUCACACGCGGAUACCGUUGCCGAGCAAUUUGUCGACAUCUGCGUUCGUGUCCCUCAAGUGCGGCCGUACGCCGUGACGCUGGCUCUGAGCCUUCUGGAUUCUUCGUGGGCUGGAGAGAUCGAAGGCACCGAGAAAGCCUCCGUUGGACCUGUGUCCAAUGCGAUGAUUGGCGCCUGCGCCUGGACUUUGGGAGAGUACUGCGCGGAUCUGGAAGAGCCCGAGGCAAAGUUCCUUAACGGUGCGCGAUGCCUCCUCACGAGCAAGAGAAUCCAGGCAUUGGACGCCUCGAUACAGACGCGAUGUGUUUGGGCCGCAACGAAGCUCUACAUAAACGCAGCUCAUCAUGCUCCAGGGGUGGUGCUCCAGCUGCAUGAGCUUCUGAACGCCAACCUGCCGGCUUUCGUUCGCUCCACUCACGUGGAUGUUUCUGAAAGAUCUUCCCUGGUGUUGCAGAUGGCCAGCUUCUUCAAGGCAGAUGGUGAUCGCAUCACGACCGCAAGCGCUGUCCUGUCUGACCCCAUGCUGCCGGUCAAGGCCGAUGCACAGGCACAAGUUCAGCCAUCAGUGGACCUUGACGAGCCGUUCUUUGCUCAAGAAGAUGUGCAGCCAUCAUUUCUUCCUGUUCGUGCAGACCCUGCAGAUCCGUAUUCCUUGGCCUCAACAUACAAGGACGAUUUGGGUAUACUGGCAGCGCAAGAAUCAAAACCUCCUACCGGGCCAUCAACCCAAGCAUCUCAGUCGAUCUUUUACUUGGGCCAGUCCAAGGAAUCAGGGCAAGCAGCAGAAGGAGCACAGGCUGAGCCAGCUCCAGAUGUGGAGGUGAAAGAUCCUCUUGCUCAGAUGCGGGAGCGCUUGGAAGCCCAGAGAACUGCAGCACCCAAAUACCAGGUAUUGAGAGAAGAGGCUUGUGUCCCAGGUGGUCUGACCAACAGCGUUGGUCAGGUACCGUCCUCGAGUUCCACGGCAAGUGCCGUGCCAACUCCACCUGAGAAGGAGCUGACAGAACUACACGGCCGGCUGUGGACGUGUCACCGUGGGCGACACGUUGCCAUUUAUGCAUGUGUGAGAUCGCCCAAUCUCAGGAAGCAGCAGUUGCGCAUAGACCUGCGCUGCGAAAGAACUGACCUGGACGACCAACAGAUUGUCUCGGAUGUAACGAUGGGCUUCCCAGCUGGGGUCACCAUACAAGAGGCCGGCUCGACGCAGCUGGCUUUGGUGCAGGGCCCGCUACAUCAGCGAUCAGCCAAGGUGAAAGUGAUUCUCGGUACUACCCCAUUCAGAUCACCUGGCGUCAUCGCUUUGCGAUGUGAAGUGGAGUAUUCCUUGGCAUCUGAGAGUGCUGGAUCGGUUGAAAAGCAGGUUGAGCCCUUCGAGUUGCAGCUACCCGCGACAACUUUCCUCGCUCCUCAGCAGCUCACAGAGGAUGAUGUGUCCGAGUACAUGUCCCAACAUGCCGCAGAGCUAUUGAGUCACAAAGCAGUUCAGGCCAUAACCUUCGAUUCUGCUUCUUCGUUGGACUUGUCCGCUCUGGUGGGCAGGUGUGCUGGCCUCUGCCACCUCGCCGGCAUUCAGCAAGCCGUUCCUGCGCACAGCAAGGAUCUGAAGUUCAUUCUUGUGGGAGCCUGCAUGCCCACGGCUGAUGCAGAGGGUCAGCCGCCGCCAAAUGCAAAGAUUAUUUGCAUGUGCGCGGCCAUGGUGAGGGACUCCAGCCUCGAGCUCCGAGUCACAGUGAAAGCGUAUGACAAGGGUGUUGCUGAAGACAUCGGCUUACACCUGGUGAAUACGUUUCGAGAGUUGGUGGAAGGAAGGCUGAGACCAGAGACGUAG